AAACACCGCAUUCCUUUGGCACAGGAUGAAGACCAGCUCAGCUCUUCAGCCGUUGAUCAUUGUCUAUUGUUCUCCAAACAGUAAACCACUAUUUCACACCAAGAGACUGUGAGCGGCAGUUCUGGCUGAGUCCUGGGCUUCUCAUGAAUAUGAAGUAAAGGGCUCUGACCCAGAAAGUGGUUCUGAGCAGGGUAAAAUGGGGUCUCGGAAAUGUGGAGGCUGCCUAAGUGGUCUGCUGAUUCCGCUUGCACUUUGGAGUAUAAUUGUGAAUAUAUUACUGUAUUUCCCAAAUGGGCAAACUUCCUAUGCAUCCAGCAAUAAACUCACCAACUACGUGUGGUAUUUUGAAGGAAUCUGUUUCUCAGGUGUCAUGAUGCUUAUAGUAGCAGCAGUUCUUCUUGUACUGGAGAAUGAUAAUAACUGUAAAUGUUGCCAGAGUGAAAACUGCAGCAAAACAUACAUGACACUGCUGUCAAUGAUUUUUUCUUCCCUUGGAAUUGCUUUCUCUGGAUACUGCCUGGUCAUAUCUGCUCUGGGCCUUGUUCAGGGUCCAUACUGCCGCACUCUCGAUGGCUGGGAGUACGCCUUUGAAGGCACUGCUGGACGUUUCCUUACAGAUUCCAGCAUCUGGAUUCAGUGCCUGGAACCUGCACAUGUAGUGGAGUGGAAUAUCAUUUUAUUUUCCAUUCUCAUAGCACUCAGUGGGCUUCAGGUGAUUGUUUGCCUCAUCAGAGUAGUCACUCAGUUAUCCAAGAUACUGUGUGGAAACUAUUCAGUCAUCAUCCAGCCUGGAAUUAUUUGAAUAAGGACAAGAAUGUUUUCCAUUAUCAAGAUAUGCCAUCUGUUUUUCUCAUAUCUACUGUAUAGACUUAAGGGCAAUAUUCCAGUGAUGAUGUUUUCUCCAUUUGGUGUUUGUUGUGCCUGCUUAUGAAAUUUACAUUCCUCACUGAAUGUGCCAACUAUGCUACCUUUCCAUUUAGAAUAUUUUUCUAAGCAAUAUGUGUCAGGAUCUUCAGAAAUGUUUAUACCCUUUGGUCAAACAAAUCCAUUUCCAAUAAUCCAUACUAUGGAAAUAAAUAAGAAUAGAAGAUAAAACUUUAUGCAAAUAUAAAUAAUACAACAUUAUUUAAUAUUCUGGAAAAUUAGAAAUAUCCAACAGUCUAACUUUAGGGGAAGAAUUAAAUAAAGAGUAGUAUAUUAGUUGUAAUAUUAUAAAGUCAUUACAAAAUAUGUCACACAAUCAUUACAAAUUACAUUUUUAAUAUUAUGAAUACUGUUAAUUUACAAAACAGAUUAUAAAUCCAUGUUUAUAGUAUAUGUAUAACCACCUAAAGUAAACACCAAAUAAUCAAAAUUUACAAUAAAAACUAAAUCUAGAAGGAUUUUCAGAAAAAUGUCAGCUGUCAUUGACUUGGAUCAUAGGUGACCCUUCCUACUUUUCUAUAUUUUCUAAAUUUUCUUUAUUAUGUUUUAUCAUUAAAAUACAUUUUUAAAACUCA
Messenger RNA from Felis catus (domestic cat), 1499 nucleotides. RefSeq names its product transmembrane 4 L six family member 18 (gene TM4SF18). Bases 197 to 802 code for a protein of 201 amino acids. The record is from RefSeq and is a predicted model, not a curated record. Gene Ontology annotation, cellular component: membrane. NCBI's taxonomy places the organism in Eukaryota, Metazoa, Chordata, Mammalia, Carnivora, Felidae. The transcript has 6 exons.